AUGGAUCCCUCACCCGGCCCAAAGUAUUUGCCGAAUCCGAUGCUGUUUGGAGCUGAAGUGGUGUCAGAUCCUGGGCUCGACCCCAGAGUGUCGGGCAAAACCCAGACGCCAAAGCUUGAUAUGUCUCGCUCAGGGCUUGGUAUCCAAAAGACAGGAUUCUCGGAAUUGGUGCGAAAGCGUACGAGAGAUGCCAGGGCCAUGUCCAUCGCCGACGCCGCGCUUCCCGCUCGGUCAAGCUAUAGACCGGGAGAACAGUUCGCCCUACCUCUCCGGCUGGCAUUAGCGCAGCGCUCGGUGAAGAAUCAGAUCUUCACCUGCAUGGACCAGGGAGACAAAAAGGCAGAAAUCGAGUCCAGAACCGGCCUUUCGCACCAAUGCAUCAAGUGGUAUAGACGCAUGUGGAGGGCCGAACGCAGUCAUCCACGUCCUCAAUCUAGGAAACUCCCGAAGAGCUCAGCGCGGAGACCACGCUCACCGAACACGCGAAAUGAGCGAGCGUCGCGGAAACGGCGGAGGUAUGAGGAUCAGAGCGACUCCUCGGUUGUCGGCAAUCCUAGUGGUUCCAAGCGGCGGCGACUGCAUCGUACCGUGAAGCAGCCGAAAGGAUGCUCCUUGCGUGCGGGAAUGGAGGUGUCUGAGGUUGAUGGAAGGGAUUUUGCUGAAAGGAAGACGAGAGGACUCAGCCCUUCACAGUGCAAAGAGGACAUUCCGGAAAGGGAUGAGGCGAUGUCGAUGUCAGGCGAGUUGAUGACAUUGCCAAUUCGUGAUCUUGGACCAUAG
Messenger RNA from Letharia lupina, 780 nucleotides. RefSeq lists its product as uncharacterized. The coding region runs from base 1 to 780 and encodes 259 amino acids. The record is from RefSeq and is a predicted model, not a curated record. Lineage: Eukaryota; Fungi; Ascomycota; Lecanoromycetes; Lecanorales; Parmeliaceae. The transcript has a single exon.